Camellia sinensis is the source of this 565-nucleotide messenger RNA. The record is from RefSeq and is a predicted model, not a curated record. Lineage: Eukaryota; Viridiplantae; Streptophyta; Magnoliopsida; Ericales; Theaceae.
GAUGAGGUAAAUGAUAGGUUAACAAUUUUUUCUCAAUAUGCAUUGUAUUUGGUAAAGUUGUAAUAUGUAUUUAUUGCUCCUAAUAAUGAAGAUGUAUAAGAGAGAUAAGGUGCAACCCGAUCGGAUAAUGGUCUACAUAGAGACACACACAAAGAAGAAUGGAGAUCCAGUUGAUGAGGCAUCAGAUGUAGCCAUUUCUCAUUUGAAAGAGGGAUUGUCUCAAGUGCCCGAGUCCUUACAAACUGAAAAAUUUCGAGAGGAGCUAUUCACUGAGGUCUUAGGAGUAGAUGGGCAUGGUCGUGUACGUACCUAUGGAUUGGGACCUUGCCCAUCUCAGGUGUUUGGGACAAGAUAUUCUGGACCUCGACAACAUAUAGACAUGGAUAAAUUGCGCACAGAGGUACGAGAAGAGGUGCGACAGGAAUUAUUAGCUGAGUGGGGUGAAAGGUUUACUCAGUUAGAGCGCAAGUGUGACAAAAUGCAAGCUCAUGUGGAAACUAUGGGAUAUCCAAUGCCUCAAUCACCAUCAAUGCCUUCACAUGUUGAAGGGGUAAUGUGUAUUUAA